UGCUGAACCUGACUCUGAUCGACCUCCCGGGUAUCACCAAAGUGCCGGUGGGUGACCAGCCGCAGGACAUCGAGUACCAGAUCAAAGACAUGAUCCUGCAGUUCAUCAGCCGCGAGAGCAGCUUGAUCCUCGCCGUCACGCCGGCCAACAUGGACCUGGCCAACUCCGACGCCCUCAAACUGGCCAAAGAAGUCGAUCCUCAAGGCUUGCGGACGAUCGGCGUGAUCACCAAGCUGGACCUGAUUUUUUUGACGAAGGCCCCGACGCCAGAGACGUGCUGGAGAACAAGCUGCUGCCUUCACGAAGAG
Messenger RNA from Pterocles gutturalis (yellow-throated sandgrouse), 308 nucleotides. Its product is annotated as dynamin-2-like. The annotation marks the transcript as partial. Gene Ontology annotation, molecular function: GTPase activity; microtubule binding; GTP binding. The record is from RefSeq and is a predicted model, not a curated record. Gene Ontology annotation, cellular component: membrane; microtubule; cytoplasm. Lineage: Eukaryota; Metazoa; Chordata; Aves; Pterocliformes; Pteroclidae. The transcript has 2 exons.